AUGGCAACACCAGCAGCUUCGUCCGCGGCAGAAGCUCCAAAGAUUGUGUGGAACGAAGCCAAGCGAAGGUUCGAAUCGGAGGACCAGAAGGCGUACAUAGAGUACGUGCUCAGGGAAAAUGGAAAAGUGAUGGACUUGGUGCACACCUUCGUCCCAUCUUCCAAGAGAGGCUUGGGCUUGGCUUCCCAUCUCUGCGUCGCGGCCUUCAACCACGCCAAGUCCAAUUCCAUCUCUGUCAUCCCCACCUGCUCUUACGUCUCUGUCAGACACUUUUCUCCCGCGGAACCCUUCCUGGAAUUCUGUUUUGUACUCGGGACCAGGAGAGAUGAAGUCUAG
Molecule: messenger RNA, 336 nt
Organism: Prunus armeniaca (apricot)
Lineage: Eukaryota; Viridiplantae; Streptophyta; Magnoliopsida; Rosales; Rosaceae
Source: the annotation of a GenBank genome assembly